GGGUGAAGGUAAGGUGCUGGGAUUUUGAACAAAAACUUAAAAAAAGCUUGUUGUGAAGCUGCCCAUUGUGUCGUGAUUACGUGGAAGUCAGACAGAAGCAACCCUGACAGGAGAUCCGCAUGCGAACUCACGAGACAAGUCCAAUAUGCUCCAAAACUCUCGGUGGUUUCCCGUUCCUAUAUGCGAAGGCCGGCUUUUUGCAGCUGAAAAACUAUUUGACUCAUAUAGCCAACACACGUCGAGACGUAGGCUAUUUGUCAUAUUGUGCCAGUGGUCACAUGGCUUUGGCCCUCAGGAAUGGAUGGAGAUGGAUCCCCCACGUCAGCUUGUACGUCUAAGGCUUUCUGCUCCAGCAGUCUGUCUCAAAGUGGCUGGAGCGCAGCGUCGCGCAGGAACAAUGCGAGGAUUAUUGCCGUAGAACGACCCCAGCAGCAGAAUAUGGAUUUUGAUGAACGGAUGCCUGGCUCCAGUAUGUAUCUACCAAGCUGCACUUAUUACGUCUCCGGAGCGGACUUCUCGGGUCUCCCUCACUAUUUAACCCAGAACCAGUCCUCCUGCCCCGUCACUUACUCGUACCAGUCCUCAGCGCUCACACAGGUUCCGUCAGUGAGAGACGUGGCUUUCAGAGACUAUGGCAUUGAUGCUUCCAGUAAAUGGCACCACACCAGGGGGAGUCUCUCGCACUGCUACGCCGAGGACGUCGCGCACCGGGACGGCUGGGCAGCCCCCACCUCCAGGGGGCCAGAGAUCCUGGUGAAAGGCGGCCACUCCGGCUCCUCGAACCCGACCCCGGGAUUCUGCGGUAACGUCGGCAGGAACGGCGUCUUGCCGCAGGCGUUCGAUCAGUUCUUUGACACGGCGUACGGGAGCGGGGCGGGCGGCGCCGCUCCGGCUGCAGCGGACUCAGACAGAGGCGGCAAAACGAGCCCGGCUCAGGCUCACCCGGGGUCGGACACGGCGGAGAGCUGCAGCCCGGAGUCACCAUCCGGCCACAGCGAGGAGAAGCAGAGCAGGAGCGGCAGCAGUGGCCAGAGGACGCGCAAAAAGAGAUGCCCGUACACAAAGUACCAGAUCAGGGAGCUGGAGAGGGAGUUCUUCUUCAGCGUUUACAUCAACAAGGAGAAGCGACUGCAGCUCUCCCGGAUGCUUAAUCUGACGGACCGCCAGGUUAAAAUCUGGUUUCAGAACAGGAGGAUGAAAGAGAAGAAACUGAACAGAGACCGUUUACAGUACUACAGCACAAACCCUCUGCUCUGAAAAAGUCCCAAACAAAAACAAAACAAAACAAAACAAAGACUGCUUCCGAGCGCCCUCACACCAAAUCAGGACAAAGGACUUGUUUUUAUCUUUAUUAUUUUGAAAAUCUAAAAAUCUUAAAUAAU
Molecule: messenger RNA, 1382 nt
Organism: Poecilia latipinna (sailfin molly)
Lineage: Eukaryota; Metazoa; Chordata; Actinopteri; Cyprinodontiformes; Poeciliidae
Gene: hoxa11b
Product: homeobox A11b
Exons: 2
Coding region: 298-1257 (319 amino acids)
Biological process (GO): regulation of transcription by RNA polymerase II; anatomical structure development
Cellular component (GO): nucleus
Molecular function (GO): RNA polymerase II cis-regulatory region sequence-specific DNA binding; DNA-binding transcription factor activity, RNA polymerase II-specific
Source: RefSeq, a predicted model, not a curated record